Aspergillus ruber CBS 135680 is the source of this 2173-nucleotide messenger RNA. Its product is annotated as WD40 repeat domain-containing protein. NCBI's taxonomy places the organism in Eukaryota, Fungi, Ascomycota, Eurotiomycetes, Eurotiales, Aspergillaceae. Gene Ontology annotation, cellular component: cell tip; cell division site; nucleus. The coding region runs from base 169 to 2004 and encodes 611 amino acids. Gene Ontology annotation, molecular function: protein binding. The transcript has 5 exons. Gene Ontology annotation, biological process: carbon catabolite repression of transcription. The record is from RefSeq and is a predicted model, not a curated record.
UAUUUCUGCUUAACAGGUGGUUCCUGGUGGUGUGGUUGCAAUCAUGUUGUAAGGAUUAUUCCCACUUCGCUCACAAGACGUCAUCUGUUGUCUUGCCCAUCCCGUGAAUGUGUCUAAGCAGCACCCACAGUGAAUGGCAGCACCAAGCACUGUGGCAGUCUAUGCAAGAUGGUACUCAUGUACUGUGAGCGGCUUUUUUCUUUGCUAACUGUCCUUUUCAACGGCAGUGUUCUUCCACCACCGCCGCCGCGUUAUACCAUCCCAGUUGCUUAUGCAGCUGGGGCUUCAAAUGGUAUGCCAGUGCCGGUUGUCGAGACAAACAAUGUCAUUAGCCAUCCUGAGGAUGGAUGUCCGUUGCAAGUGGGUGAAGGAACAUACCACCUCAGAGAUGACCUACACCUAGCGACUCCUCCUCCACACCCGUCUGAGGCGCCUGUCUUGAAUCCAAAUCCUCUUGCGACUGGUCCAACACCGCCAACGUCGGGGGUCAAGCUGUCUUUGAUCAAUGUCAAUAGUGCCAACAAAAAACACCCAUUUGCUUCAAAAGAGAACAUCAUGGCCCCAGUCUUUGGAGAAGGAAACCCCGCGCUUGUCCUCCCGGUCACCAAAGAUUCCCUGAAGAGGCGGAAACCGAAGAACAACAUCAUCAAAAGUAGCUCUUCUUUUGUUUCGCGUGUCAUCACUCACGAGUCUAUUACGAAGAAACUGAACGAUCGAAACUCGGAUGGCCUUUUUGCCUUUGCGAACAUCAAUCGUGCGUUUCAAUGGCUAGAUCUCAGUUCCGAAAAGAAAGAAGAAUCCCUCGCCAAGAUCCUCUUCACCAAGGCGCAUAUGCUGUGCCACGACGUUAACGAGAUGAGCAAGAGCCCGAGUCACGUUGAUAUCGUUAUGGGUUCGUCAGCUGGCGAUAUCAUCUGGUACGAACCCAUUUCGCAACGUUACGCACGCAUCAACAAAAAUGGCUGCAUCAACAACUCCCCAGUCACCUACAUCAAAUGGAUACCCGGGUCGGAAAAUUUGUUUAUGGCUGCGCAUUCAAACGGACAGCUGGUGGUCUACGAUAAAGAGAAGGAAGAUGCACCUCUCACUUCGGAGCCUGGUAGUCUCGCAGAGGAAUUCGUGAAAUCAACCGGUCGACAGCCUAUGCAAAUACUCAAGUCGGUCACCUCGAGGAACCAAAAGACCAAUCCCGUCUCUUUAUGGAGAUUAGCUGGUCAUAAGAUUUGUCAGUUUGCAUUCUCACCUGACCGUCGACACCUGGCUGUUGUUCUUGAAGAUGGUUCAUUGCGAAUCAUGGAUUACUUGAAGGAAGAAGUCCUGGAUAUUUUCCGUAGUUAUUACGGUGGCUUGAUCUGUGUAUGCUGGUCGCCUGACGGCAAAUACGUCGUGACCGGUGGUCAGGACGAUUUGGUCACAAUCUGGUCAUUCCCGGAGCGCAAGAUCAUCGCAAGAUGCCAGGGCCACAAUUCCUGGGUGUCCGCGGUAGCAUUCGAUCCCUGGCGAUGUGAUGAAAGAACAUAUCGAUUCGGAAGUGUCGGUGACGACUGCAGGCUUCUCCUGUGGGAUUUCAACGUUGGCAUGCUUCACCGUCCCAAAGCGCACCAAGCCAAUCCUCGCCAGCGGACGAGUAUGGUCGCUCCCAGUGUGCACCAUGUCCGUCAUCGUGCAGAUAGCACAGGGAACCGUGUGAGAUCCGAUUCUCAGCUUACAACAGACACUCAUGGUAGCAUGGACCAAACCGUCCGACAUCAAGUCGAACCUAGAUCACGCACUGGUCUAUUGCCACCGAUCAUGUCUAAAAUCGUUGGAUCUGACCCUAUCUGCUGGCUAGGCUUCCAAGAAGACUGCAUCAUGGCCUCCUCUCUCGAAGGCCACAUUCGCACCUGGGACCGACCCCGAGAAAACGUCAACGAGAACCACCACGGCUACUCUUCUUCCCCAGCUAUAAGCGCUACCGCUACCGGGUCAGGAUCUGGACCUGCUGAAUCCGGUAACUGGAUUUGAACCCCAAAAUAGGUCGGUCACCCCAAAUUUUGAAUUGUAAAUACGCUUGCAUAUACUAUAUGUACAUCUGGAUUAUAUACCCCUUUCAAUGAAUUUGCGAUUGUAUUGUGCUCUGCGGAAGACAUUAGAUGGCCAAGUCUACAAUCUCACAUCAAAAUCAACUCUUCUG